GACACGCUGUAUGGUCUGGCCUGCUCCGCGAGCUGCUCGGCGGCCCUGGGCUGCGUCUAUCGCCUCAAGGGCCGCAGCGAGGCCAAGCCGCUGGCCGUGUGCCUGGGCCGCGUGGCCGACGUCUACAGGUACUGCCAGGUGAGCGUACCCAAGGAGCUCCUGGAGGACCUGUUGCCAGGACCAGUGACCCUGGUGAUGCAGCGCUCCGGAGAGCUCAACAAAGAUCUGAACCCCUUUACUCCUCUGGUUGGCAUCCGGAUACCUAACCACGCCUUCAUGCUGGACUUGGCCCAAACGUUUGGGGGACCAAUUGCACUCACCAGUGCCAACCUCAGCUCCCAAGCCAGUUCUCUGAGUGUUGAGGAGUUCCAAGACCUCUGGCCUCACUUGUCCCUGGUCAUUGAUGGGGGACCAAUUGGAGAUAGUCAGAGCCCUGAGUGCCGCCUUGGCUCUACUGUGGUUGACUUAUCUGUGCCUGGAAAGUUUACCAUUAUUCGCCCGGGUUGUGCUCUGGAAAACACUACAACCAUCCUCCAACAGAAAUAUGGGCUGCUCCCUUCACAGGGGUCCUGCUCAUGAAGAUUGGGAGGAUUGGAGGACUAUGCUGGAUACUGUGUGUCUGCUAACUGGUUAGCAAGGCCUCAUUGGCAGAGGCUCCUGGAGCUACGCAUGUAGCCUGGCUUUUUAGGGAACAUCUCUCUCUGAAUACUGUAGUCCAGAAGCUGCAGGUUGAGCCUUGUAGGUUCUUAUAUCAAUCAAAAAUUGAACAAAGGUAAGAACAUUCUUAGAAGCCUGGCGGUGGUAGCACACACCUUUAAUCCCAGCACUCGGGAGGCAGAGGCAGGUGGUUCUCUGUGAGUUCGAGGCCAGCCUGGUCUACAAGAGCUAGUUCCAGGACAGGUUCCAAAGCUACAGAGAAACCCUGUCUCAGAGAAAAAAACAAAACAAAACAUUCUUAGAUCGGCCUUACUAUUUUAAGGCCUUUAAAGUCAAAAGUAAAUUGAGUACAGAAUUAGAAUGUAUUAAGAGCUUGUUUCUGGUGACAGUGGCACUUCAUAUCAACUCAGCUAGAAGCACUAGUGUGUUCUAGAAGUCUCAGGACCAAUGCAGGAAAGCCCAAGACAGCUUUCCUGAGUGUCAGAGAGGUCAUUUUAGGGAAACUAUCUUGGGGGUUCCAAGUGAAAUAAUACUGGAAAAUAAAAUCUUGACUGUUCA
Messenger RNA from Myodes glareolus (Bank vole), 1215 nucleotides. It is a transcript of the gene Yrdc, whose product is annotated as yrdC N6-threonylcarbamoyltransferase domain containing. The record is from RefSeq and is a predicted model, not a curated record. Gene Ontology annotation, cellular component: cytoplasm. Gene Ontology annotation, molecular function: nucleotidyltransferase activity; tRNA binding; double-stranded RNA binding. Lineage: Eukaryota; Metazoa; Chordata; Mammalia; Rodentia; Cricetidae. Gene Ontology annotation, biological process: regulation of translational fidelity.